Molecule: messenger RNA, 1521 nt
Organism: Penicillium chermesinum
Lineage: Eukaryota; Fungi; Ascomycota; Eurotiomycetes; Eurotiales; Aspergillaceae
Exons: 4
Coding region: 1-1521 (506 amino acids)
Cellular component (GO): mitochondrion
Source: RefSeq, a predicted model, not a curated record
AUGUUCUCCCUGUUUUCUGCCCUGGCUGUGGAGCGCUAUCGCAAACUGUCGAGCCAGAGGAGCCUGGCGAAGCAAGCUGCUGCCACUAGCGAUGCUGUCGCAAACUCAUUACAGGAUGCGGAGGCGGAUCCAGACUUACCCCCAAUGCCUCUCAAUGAUGGGAAAUUACCAGAUGACCCAACCACGCCGGCCCUUCCCGAAAUAUCUCAAUUACCUCACAUUUGCGAUCGCUGCCAUGACCUGAUUCAUCAUAACAAAGGCGUUUCCACUCCUAAACCGUCGAUCGAUUCCAUUCGAGAAUACCUAGACGAAUCGCCCUACAAGAACAACCGCAUAUACCACAUACUAGAUGCCGCCGAUUUCCCAAUGUCCCUUGUCCCACGCAUACAUCACGCGCUUGAGAUCCAGGAGCAGCGCUCUCGCAACCGAAGAGCUUCCAACGAGAAAUAUUCGCGCGGCCAGAAACUACCUACAAUCAGCUUCAUCAUCACCCGUUCCGACCUGCUAGCAGCUACAAAGGAACAAGUCGAUUCAAAAAUGGAGUAUGUUAGGACUGUCCUGCGUGAAUCUUUGGGCAAGGCCGGGAAAGACGUUCGGCUGGGAAAUGUGCACAUGAUUAGUGCAAAGCGAGGAUGGUGGACAAAGCGUGUCAAGGACGAGAUUCGGGAACACGGCGGAGGAAUCUGGGUGGUCGGUAAGGCGAAUGUGGGGAAGAGCAACUUCAUUCAAGCCUGCUUCCCCAAGGACUCGAAGAGUCUGGAGAAUAUGGAGGAGUGGAUCGAGAUGCGAAGACAAGAUAGUGCGAUCGGACGCCAGCCGGAAGCUUUCGAUCCGAACAGCCUCUUGCCUCCGGCGCCCCGUGAAGACACUUUCCCCGUCCUGCCAGUAGUUUCUGCUUUACCGGGAACCACCGUCUCUCCUAUCCGCAUUCCCUUUGGUCGGGAUGGGCGAAUCAAGCCUGAAAACCGCGCUAUCAAGCCUGGUCAAUCUCUUCUCCUCGGCGGCGGGCUUGUUCGCCUGACCGCAGUGAACCCGGCAGAUACAGUCAUGGCUGCUUGUUUCGUGCCGAUCGAGUCCCAUAUCACAAACACAGAGAAAGCGAUCGAGAUCCAAUCAGAACAGCGUCCCUACUCUGGCAAAAUCCUAAUGAAAGAGGGCACUGGAGAAGUGAUCUCUUCCGCGGGCAAAUUUGAUCUCAAGUGGGACGUCACCGAGUCACAUUUGCCCAGCAGCGUCGCAAAGGCUGUCAAGGACCACGGGGUACCUAUUCCUCGAUUGCCAUACCGUGUUAUGGCAGCUGAUAUCCUGAUCGAGGGCUGUGGCUGGAUCGAGGUCAGCGUGCAAACCCGCCGCCGACGCGAGAACGAAGAUGGCCCAAUUUCGUAUCCUCAGGUUGAAGUGUUUACGCCAAAUGGUGGAUUCAUUGGAUCUCGACCGCCGAUUGAGUGCUGGAGCUUCAUCGCCGAGAAGCUCAAAGCUGAUAAACGCAAAAGACCUCGGCGGCGCUUUAUCUACAAAUAG